Molecule: messenger RNA, 1056 nt
Organism: Pelecanus crispus (Dalmatian pelican)
Lineage: Eukaryota; Metazoa; Chordata; Aves; Pelecaniformes; Pelecanidae
Source: RefSeq, a predicted model, not a curated record
AUGAAUGAUGCCCUGCUGCUGAGAGCACAGCUCAGCAAACUCCCCUCCAGGCAGACCCGGCGCAGCCUGCCACCUUCCUGGGGGGACCUGCGUGCCUGUUACAGCGUGUCCUCAGCGAGCACCAAGGGGGCAGCAGGAGCGCGAGAGGUGGGCAGACGGGAGGGCGAAGGCGCUGUACAGCCAUCAGCAAUGGGGAGAGGUGUUUUUCCACAAAUCCUUUCAGGAAAGCCCAAGGUGUAUCAAGGUGUUAGAGUAAAGAUUACAGUCAAGGAGUUACUGCAGCAGAGAAGAGCACGACAAGCAGCAACCAGUGCAGCGCAAGUUUACACAGUGCUUGUUUUGCCCACGCAGGAAAAAGUGGAAAGUGGCAGUGCAGGACGUUACCUUUGUGAUCUGGAAAAGGCCAGGUUCCUAGAACAGUCUGCUUCAGCUUCCAGCAUCCCUCAGAAAAUGAAACUGUCCAUUGCCACAGAGGCACAUGGCUGUGUUAAGAGUGGGGCCCGAUGUCAGAGCUGGUUCUCAAAUGACGUCAACACCAAGCACGCACCUUUUGAUGCAGAAUCCAUCUCUUCUGUUCCCAACUAUUGUCCAUCAUGGCAGUUAUCAAAUUACCUCUCCUGCGAAGAAAGCCCUAGCUCUUUGGAGCAACUGGUAGAUUCCUGUCUUCAGACAGAUGCACCCUUAGACCCAGCCUUCAGUGCUUUCCAGACGUCCUCGCACUACACCUCAGAUGCCUUCCAGCCAGUCCCACUCUGCUUUAACCAGGGCCUGGCUGCCGGAUCCCCCAGUUCAGCUGAUCUGUCCAGCUCAUUAAACUACAGCUGCUCUCCUCCUCAGCUAUCUCCUUUCACCCCGCUGACCCACUGCCCACCCUCUGCUCUGGACACCAAGACCUAUGGCUGCCCUGCGGAGGAGUGGGCCUACCAUACCCCCCUACCAUACCCCCUCCCCUACUUCCCCUGCCCCGGCACGGACUGCAUGGACUACCUACCGCCCAUGGCCAUGGCCGAUGACUUCUUCAGAAGGGAUAGGAACUGUGACAUCUGCUAUAGCUAA